GUACGGGCUACACCGUUGAACGAGUUGCAGUGGAGACGUUACGAUGGAGUCUGGAGGGAAAUCAAGCAAGGAUAAAGUUGUGGCUGUUGUAGGGGGUGGUUUGGUUGGAGCUCUGAAUGCCUGUUAUUUUGCCAGAAGAGGAUUUCAGGUGGAGGUAUUUGAGUCACGUGAUGAUAUCCGUGAAGCCAAAAUCGUGCGGGGACGGAGCAUUAACCUGGCCCUGUCCCACCGCGGACGCCAGGCCCUCAGCCGGGUGGGGAUGGAGGAGAAGAUUGUCUCCAAGGGGAUACCAAUGCAUUCCAGAAUGAUCCACUCUCUGAAUGGGAAGCAGUCGCCUAUUCCCUAUGGCAAGAAAGGCCAGUACAUACUGUCGGUUGACCGGGCCAACCUGAACAAAGAGCUGCUAACGGAGGCAGAGAGAUAUCCCAACGCCAAGAUGAACUUUGACCACAAACUGCAGGACUGGAGUCCUGACACAGGGCUGAUGACCUUUCUCAGGCCCGACGGCAGCGCGCAGUCGCUGCAGGCCGACCUCAUCGUGGGCUGCGACGGCGCCUUCUCCACCAUCCGCAAGCAGUUCCUCCGCCGGAGCCGCUUCAACUUCAGCCAGACCUACAUCCCCCACGGGUACCUGGAGCUCACCAUGCCGCCCGUCGCCGGAGAGUUUGCAAUGAAGCCAAAUUAUCUUCACAUAUGGCCCCGAAACACGUUCAUGAUGAUUGCCCUGCCAAAUCUGGACAAGACAUUCACCUGCACACUCUUCAUGCCGUUUGACGAGUUUGAAAAAAUCACCACAGGGGACGACGUGAUGGAAUUUUUCCAGGAAUACUUUCCCGAUGCCAUCCCACUAAUCGGAGUAGAGGCACUUAAGACGGACUACUUCCGCCUGCCCGCCCAGGCCAUGGUGUCCAUAAAGUGUUCCCCGUAUCACAUCAACGACAAGUGCGUGCUCAUGGGAGACUCUGCCCACGCCGUGGUUCCUUUCUACGGACAAGGGAUGAACGCAGGCUUCGAGGAUUGCAUUGUUUUCGAUGAAAUAAUGGACCAGUGCAACGAGGACUUCAGUGCUGUUCUGCCCGAAUACACCCGCGUUCGAGUACCUGACGACCACACUAUUGCAGACCUGGCCAUGUACAACUAUGUCGAGAUGAGAGCGCACGUCAACUCCAAGUGGUUCCUCUUCCGGAAAAAGGUUGACGACAUCCUCCACUUUCUCCUGCCCAAGAAGAUAGUCCCCUUGUACACAAUGGUCACCUUCACCAGAAUCAGAUACCACGAGGCCUUGCAGCGCUGGCAUUGGCAGAAUAAGGUGAUCAAUCAAGGCCUGCUGGUUUGUGCUACUGGGGCGGUUCUGGGAGGCUCAUACCUGAUAGCUAAACACCCUCCGAAAAUACAGAGCAUCCCUAUUGAGAAAGUGUGGGACAGACUGCUAAGCCUGAAAGUCUGAGUAAAAAUGAACCUGUCCGCUAUCGGAAACCCAGAGGUCAGAGGUCAUGCUCAGAAUCUGUCUGAUUUAUGUGUCAUCCUGUUAAUUGUUGCUUUUAGUCACUUUGAUGUUUUCUUGAAUAAAUCAAUUGUUUUGCCUCUUU
Gadus morhua (Atlantic cod) is the source of this 1589-nucleotide messenger RNA. RefSeq names its product kynurenine 3-monooxygenase (gene kmo). Gene Ontology annotation, biological process: quinolinate biosynthetic process; L-tryptophan catabolic process. Bases 44 to 1447 code for a protein of 467 amino acids. Gene Ontology annotation, molecular function: FAD binding; kynurenine 3-monooxygenase activity. The record is from RefSeq and is a predicted model, not a curated record. Gene Ontology annotation, cellular component: mitochondrial outer membrane. The transcript is spliced from 15 exons. NCBI's taxonomy places the organism in Eukaryota, Metazoa, Chordata, Actinopteri, Gadiformes, Gadidae.